CCCAGGCACCGAAGCCCGGUCCUCACAGGCUCCAUCCCCUCACCCCUUCCUGUUCGCUGUCGCCGUCGCGCCCAGGUAUUUACCUGGUACUUAGGUGAGUCGUCUGCAGUGGCGGUUUCGGUCUAAGCCUCCCGCCUCUUCUCUCGGAGCGUUCCUCAAGCCUCGAAGGCACGGAGGGGCCCCGGACCAAAGGCGGUGGGCUCCCCAGCCCGGGUCCCGCCUCGGUGCGGCUGCCUGAGCCCCCCGCCCACACCCCCAAAGGCAGCGCCGAAGUCGUCCCGGGUCGCGGCGACAUGCCCGAGCUGGUGGUGACAGCGCUACUGGCGCCGUCGCGCCUCACUCUGAAGCUGCUGCGCGCCUUCAUGUGGAGCCUCGUGUUCUCCGCCGCGCUGGUGGCCGCCGCCGUCUAUGGCUGCAUCGCGUUCACACACGUGCUGUGCCGGCCCCGGCGCGGCUGCUGCGGGCGCCCCCGGAGCACCCCACCCGCCUGUCUGAGCGACCCCACCCUGGGCGAACACUGCUUCCUGACCCUGAAGAGCUCGGGCCUGCGCCUGCACUAUGUCUCCGCCGGACGUGGCAAUGGGCCCCUCAUGCUGUUUCUGCACGGCUUCCCAGAGAACUGGUUCUCCUGGCGCUACCAGCUUUGGGAGUUCCAGAGCCGCUUCCACGUGGUGGCUGUGGACCUACGGGGAUAUGGCUCCUCAAACGCCCCUCAGGAUGUAGACUGUUACACCAUGGACCUGCUGAUGAUGGACAUCCAGGAUGUCAUCCUGGGCCUGGGUUAUUCCAAGUGUAUCCUGGUAGCCCAUGACUGGGGUGCGCUCCUCGCCUGGAAUUUCUCCAUCUACUACCCAUCCCUGGUCGAGCGGAUGGUAAUUGUCAGCGCUGCCCCCAUGUCUGUGUACCAAGACUACUCUAUACGUCACAUCGGCCAGUUCUUCCGUUCCAACUACAUUUUCCUGUUCCAGCUUCCCUGGCUGCCUGAGAAAUUACUGUCCAUGUCUGACUUCCAGAUCCUGAAGACCACCCUCACACACCGCAAGAGAGGCAUCCCACACUUAACCCCCAACGAGCUCGAGGCCUUCCUUUAUGACUUCUCACAGCCUGGUGGUCUCACUGGGCCCAUCAACUAUUACCGAAACCUCUUCAGGAACUUCCCCCUGGAGCCCCAGGAGCUGGCCACACCCACACUCCUGUUGUGGGGAGCGAAGGACACCUACUUCGAGCAGGGGCUGGUGGAAGCCAUCAGCAGUCGCUUUGUGCCGGGCCGGCUGGAGGCCCACAUCCUGCCGGGCGUGGGGCACUGGAUCCCACAGAGCAACCCCAGGGAGAUGCACGAGUACAUGUGGGCCUUCUUGCAAGACCUGCUGGACUAGCGGCCCUCGCUCGCUGGCCUGUGUGCACCUGGGAGGCCGCACGGCGUACGUACAAGGAUGGACUCCCGGAUCUUGCACGGGCGCGGAACUCCAGGCUGCACAGAAGGGAGUCUGUGGGUGCCCUCAGGCGCACCAGCCCAUAGGCUCACACACAGGUGUGCGUGUGUGUGGGUGGGUGGGUGAACAAGCACUUCAAUCCUCGAGAGCCAGGUACAGCUCUGUGGAGCUAGAUUCAGAGUGUCCUACCUCUCCCCUCCCCUGGGGCCUUACUCUUCUUGCCAAUGUCACACCCCAGAGCAGCACCAACCACAGACUCUGACCUUCCUGUCCCUGGCUUUCCUCUGCAAUCCGAGUCUUCAGCUAAAUGCUGCUGUGUCCAAUAGGGUACCGGCAGCCACAUCGGGCUGCUUCAAUUUACGUGCAAAGUAAUGAGAAGAAAAUCAAUUAAAAAUUCAGUUCCUCAGUCACUCUGGCCAUACUUC
Molecule: messenger RNA, 1858 nt
Organism: Leptonychotes weddellii (Weddell seal)
Lineage: Eukaryota; Metazoa; Chordata; Mammalia; Carnivora; Phocidae
Gene: EPHX3
Product: epoxide hydrolase 3
Molecular function (GO): catalytic activity
Source: RefSeq, a predicted model, not a curated record